UCGGAGUUGAAGUGUGCUCGCUUGGACCCCAGUGCUCCCAGUGCUCCCAGUGCUUCCAGUGCAGGCAGAGUGCAGGUGCUGCCUGUGUGCGACCCCGCAGCGCUCCAGGCUCAGCUCCGCUCUCGUGUCAGGUCUGCCGACGCCGUCGCGGGGGAGGAGCCUGCGGAAUCCUGCGGUCACCAUGGAGACCGGGAGGGGGAGGAGUCGGUGGCGGAGCUUUCGAAGGCCGACUUAAGCAAGAGAUCGAAAUUCAUGAAACUACCGACAUUCAACAACUCAUUAUUAAAGAGAGUGCUGCCUGGGAGAGGAGAGAAGACUGAGAGAGGAGAGAAAACAGAGAGAGGAGAGAAGACUGAGAGAGGAGAGAAGACUGAGAGAGGAGAGAAGACUGAGAGAGGAGAGAAGACUGAGAGAGGAGAGAAGACUGAGAGAGGAGAGAAAACAGAGAGAGGAGAGAAGACUGAGAGAGGAGAGAAGACUGAGAGAGGAGAGAAGACUGAGAGAGGAGAGAAAACAGAGAGAGGAGAGAAGACUGAGAGAGGAGAGAAGACUGAGAGAGGAGAGAAGACUGAGAGAGGAGAGAAGACUGAGAGAGGAGAGAAGACUGAGAGAGGAGAGAAAACAGAGAGAGGAGAGAAGACUGAGAGAGGAGAGAAGACUGAGAGAGGAGAGAAGACUGAGAGAGGAGAGAAGACUGAGAGAGGAGAGAAGACUGAGAGAGGAGAGAAAACAGAGAGAGGAGAGAAGACUGAGAGAGGAGAGAAGACUGAGAGAGGAGAGAAGACUGAGAGAGGAGAGAAGACUGAGAGAGGAGAGAAAGGGUGAGAAAAUAGAGAGGAGAGAGGAGAGGAAACAGAGAGGAGAGAAAACAGAGAGAGGAGAGAAAA
Molecule: messenger RNA, 887 nt
Organism: Acipenser ruthenus (sterlet)
Lineage: Eukaryota; Metazoa; Chordata; Actinopteri; Acipenseriformes; Acipenseridae
Product: otolin-1-like
Exons: 2
Coding region: 253-825 (190 amino acids)
Source: RefSeq, a predicted model, not a curated record